AUGCCGUAUCUCGACCUUCCAGCUAAUUACACAACUUUCGGCACUGGGGGAUGGGUAGGGCUUAAUGGUGAUGAUGACCGCGCGGAUUUCGAUCGUUAUGAUAUGAGAGUUCAGGAGAGUAUUCCUGUGUUGAUGUCUGUAACAAAUGGCAAUGAUAGUAGUGAAAGCAAGCUGCUGUGCAUUGCUCCUGAUCAGGUUGUACCAGGCAGUCGAAAACCUGAGUCGAAACUGGCGGAUCAAGAUGUAUUCACUAUUGCAUCGUUAUACUUUUUGGGAACAUGCCUCGCCCAGACUUCCUCAUCACCAGAAGACUGCAGCCCCAGCGACUUUACAGGUAAAGUCGACAAACGCGCCAUCUUUUUCAACGCAUCGGGCACCCUGUCUAUUGAGUUCAAAGGAGCAAAAGAUCCAUGGUAUAUCAGCACUGCUGUGACCGACGAGCGCGACGAAACCCGCACGUUUGACGGCGCUCACUCCAGGCAGUGGAUCAAGGGCUUCAUAAGUGUUCCUCGAUACCUUGUUGCUGAAAAGUCCGUCGGGGUCUGUUCAUUUAUGUUCCAAGGACUCAACAGCAGCUCUGAGAACCCAGAUGAUGCGGACGAGUCUUGUAAAGGCGUCAUAAGCGACGCUUGUAUCAAGGAAUUUGAGAAUUCGACUCUCCCGAUACGCACUAGUGGAAAUUGCCCGAGCUCCAGGGCUUUUAUUCUCAGCGAUGAAUGCAGGAAGCACCUUACUUCAUACCAACUAGACUAUUGGACGUAUGGCGGUUCUGUCUCGACUGGGGAGACAGGCAGUGACGACUACGAUGACUUUGACUCUUAUGAUAUGAGAGUUCAGCAGACUAUUCCAAUUUUCACGGUGGUGUCGGGCGGUGGUAUCAGUGACAGGAAGCUGGUGUGUAUUACUCCUGAUAAGGUUGUUUCGGGCAGUCGAAAACCCGAGAUGAAACUGGAAGGAACUGAGGAAGAUGAAGAUGAAGAGAGUGAGAGUGAGGAAGGGGACGAGAACAUGGGGUCGCGAGUUGGAGGCUGGGGUGCUGUUUUCCUCAGUACUGUCGUCAUGAUCUUCACUCUCCUGUAG
This is a messenger RNA of Fusarium musae, 1080 nucleotides long. RefSeq lists its product as uncharacterized. The record is from RefSeq and is a predicted model, not a curated record. The coding region runs from base 1 to 1080 and encodes 359 amino acids. Lineage: Eukaryota; Fungi; Ascomycota; Sordariomycetes; Hypocreales; Nectriaceae. The transcript is spliced from 3 exons.